AUGAGUUUUCCUACUGUUAUAUCCUUAUUUGCAGAUUUUCGCAAAGAUGAACCGUCGACAGUCGAACUUGAAACAACAACAUCGGAUAUAGUAUCAUUCCCUUCAGAACCGAAAAAUCAGAGGCGAAAGAAACACACGAGAGCAGAGUUGAGCGAAAAGCGAAGAUUAGCUCAUGAUAAGAAGAUUUUUGGUCUUGUAAAACCUGAUGUUACAACGAAUAAAGAAAAAGAACGACUAUUGAAAAGAAUUGCCACGAAAGGUGUGGUUCAGUUAUUUAAUGCAGUUGCCGAACGGCAACGAAUAUUGGUUGAAGAAAUGUCGAAAAAAAUGAGCGCUAAAGAGCGAAGAGAAACGGAACGGAGGCUAGAGGGAUCUAACUUUAAAGUUUACAAAGAAGAUGGUGAAGAUAGUGUCAGUAAGACGGAGCCUCAAGAAAGCGAUGAAGAGAGCGGGUUGAAGCAGGAAAAUGACUCGGAUUAA
Molecule: messenger RNA, 480 nt
Organism: Strongylus vulgaris
Lineage: Eukaryota; Metazoa; Nematoda; Chromadorea; Rhabditida; Strongylidae
Source: the annotation of a GenBank genome assembly